ACGAACUCAUCAGAUUGCAAACGGCACACGAAACCCGCAGUUCUCACCGAGCGCACUUCACUGCACAAAGCCUUCAGCUGAGAGCGAGUGAGAAGAGAGAGAGAGAGAGAGAGAGAGGCGUCGCCAGAGACCAGUUUUAUAUGAGGAUAUAGCCACUUCACUCCGGUCCAGAGGAGAAAAGGAGCCCACAGAAAUCAGAAGACAACACUUCAAAAGGAGCAUUAGGAUGAGUCGCUGCACAGCCGCGCUACUUCUGUUGGUCAUCGCAAUCUACUCCCUCAACACAGAAGCAUACAAAUGCAGGUGCACAAGAAAAGGCCCCAAGAUCCGCUACAAGGACGUGCAGAAGCUGGAGAUCAAACCAAAACACCCCUUCUGCCAGGAGAAGAUGAUAUUUGUGACCAUGGAGAAUGUGGCCCGCUUCAAAGGCCAGGAAUACUGCCUGCACCCCAGGCUCCAGAGCACCAAAAACCUGGUCAAGUGGUUCAGGAUCUGGAAGGACAAGCACAGGGUGUAUGAGUCCUGAGAUCUUUGGUGACCUGUUGAGCAGUGGCAGAGGGAUUGGGGACUAGCGGUGUCCUAGUUUGUUCCCGGUGACACACACAAACCACAUCUCCGAGCGGCCGCUGCGGUCCCAGGGCAUGGGCAAGAGUUACCAAUCCAUUCAUUUUCCUUCCUUUGGCGACCACCACGGCAGGGUGACUUUCAUCCAGUGUAAAUUCAGCUGAAUAUCUCCACGUUCACCUCCUUCCUCGGGCUCAAGGCUACAGCCACCUAUUUCCUGUGUGUAAGUGUGUAUGAGGGUGGUGUGUGCGUUGCUGCUUUGUCAAGCUAAACACGGGAAGACCCUGGUAAGUCUGCUCCGUAGUGUGUGUUUGGUGUAGGAGAUGGUUAGCCCCUUUGGACUGCAUCUCUAUUCUUGGACCGUAACAGUUUGUCUCUUAGCAUGUAAAGGGUCCCGUGAUUCAUAUAACCAUUCGGGGGAGGGGUGGGGGGGGGGGGGGGGGGGUACUGUGUACUAGGGUACUUGCCUGAAGUAUCAAAAAGAUAUGUUGAAAUUGGAUUAGAAAUCAUUAUUAAACUAUUCAGCUUCA
This is a messenger RNA of Clupea harengus (Atlantic herring), 1094 nucleotides long. It is a transcript of the gene cxcl14, whose product is annotated as C-X-C motif chemokine ligand 14. NCBI's taxonomy places the organism in Eukaryota, Metazoa, Chordata, Actinopteri, Clupeiformes, Clupeidae. The record is from RefSeq and is a predicted model, not a curated record. Gene Ontology annotation, cellular component: extracellular region. Gene Ontology annotation, molecular function: chemokine activity. Gene Ontology annotation, biological process: immune response.